This is a messenger RNA of Armigeres subalbatus, 4392 nucleotides long. It is a transcript of the gene Dlic, whose product is annotated as cytoplasmic dynein 1 light intermediate chain 1. Gene Ontology annotation, molecular function: dynein heavy chain binding. Bases 828 to 2309 code for a protein of 493 amino acids. The record is from RefSeq and is a predicted model, not a curated record. NCBI's taxonomy places the organism in Eukaryota, Metazoa, Arthropoda, Insecta, Diptera, Culicidae. Gene Ontology annotation, cellular component: cytoplasmic dynein complex; centrosome. Gene Ontology annotation, biological process: microtubule-based movement; microtubule cytoskeleton organization. The transcript has 8 exons.
GUCACAAAACGAAUAAAGAAAAAAAAACUCGCGACGACGUCGUCGGAAAGGUGUGUGAAAAAAAGCUCCACCACUGAGCGACGAAAAAGAAGAGCAGUGCUGUGAAACGGGUCAUUCGAAAAAAUGUUUUAAUCCGUCGCGCUGGAAUUUCGGUUUCCCUAGUUCCGCGUACUGACCAAAUCUACCGUCGAAGUUCGGUCAUCUACUCUCUGCGUUGGUGCGCGUAAUCGUGGAUUCUAUCUGGACGAUAAGGAAGUUGGAUUUGUUGAAGAUUUGGAGGCUGCUUCCAACUUUUCAUUAUUGGAGAGUGUAGUGAAAACGCGAAGAAAAAAUCGCCCUCCCCCUCCCCUGUUCCACGUCUCAGGUGCCGUCGGCCGAUCGAGAGAAGUGUGUGCAUCAUCGUUUUCAGCUCCGUCGUGUCUUCAUCAUCUCGUUAGGGUCGGGUACGGAAACGGCCACUGCAAAGGACGGGGUUUUUCGGGAGUUUUGUCUUGGUGCGGUGUAGUGAGACAGUGAGCCAGUCGCGCAGUGAAAGAAGGUGAAAACAAAGUCCAGCAUCGGAGAGCCCCACUGUGUGUGGUGCGUCAGCAGCGAUUCUUCGCUGCUGUUGCUUUUCCUCCCGCUUGCUGGCCUGUUUCUGUGCUACGCUUCUUUUUCUUUCUAUUGCCUUCCCCCCAGCCUUGCUUCGGGAAGGUACUGUGUGCGUUUUUCCGGGGAGGUGAUCAUCGAAAGUAUCCAACAGAUCGAUUAAUAAUUAGGGCUUAGGAACACAUUCCUUAGUUGAAUAUCUCUGUUGUGACAAGAAAUUCUUCACUCAUCUUUACACAAUGGAAAUCCUUACUUCGACGACGUCGCAAGUCAAUGGAAUAACUACAACGACGCCCCAGAAGAAAGAUAUCGAUCCGAAAGAGAACCUCUGGUCGGCUAUCCUCAGUGAAGUACAAACACAGAGCAGUACCAAGCUACCCUCGAAUAAGUCAGUGUUAGUGCUGGGCGACAAUGCGAGCGGCAAAACGACGCUGAUUGCAAAACUUCAAGGCGUUGAAGACCCCAAAAAAGGCUCCGGCCUAGAAUAUGCGUACAUAGACGUUCGGGACGAAUAUCGAGAUGAUGUCACCCGGCUCGGAGUGUGGAUAUUGGACGGCGAUCCCGGGCAUACCAACUUACUUAAGUACGCACUCAACGAGUCGAAUUACGCACACACACUGGUCAUUCUGACGCUAUCGAUGACGACACCAUGGAGCUGGGUGGACCAGCUGGAACAUUGGAUCAAGAUGCUAGAUGAUCACAUAGCGGGACUGAAAAUCGAUCCGGAGGAACGACAACAGUGCCGUCAGAGGCUCGUUACGGUGUGGCAGAGCUACUGCGACACAAUCGACGAACUGGAUCCAGGGUCCCCCAUCAAAAGAACCAAUCGUCUAUCGUCGGUGGACGACGAUCUGGACGCGCUUCCCCUUCCCGAAGGUGUACUAACGACCAAUUUGGGCUUAGAUGUAGUAGUUGUUGUAACGAAAACCGACUAUAUGACCACACUGGAGAAGGAGCUCGACUACCGAGAUGAGCACUUUGACUUCAUGCAGCAGUGGAUCCGUCGGUUUUGUCUGGUGUACGGGGCGUCGCUGUUCUACACCAGCGUGAAGGAGGACAAAAACUGCGACCUGCUCUACAAAUACCUAACGCAUCGAAUCUACGGGUUACCGUUCCGUACACCGGCGCUCAUCGUCGAAAAGGAUGCUGUACUAAUACCCGCUGGCUGGGACAAUAUGAAGAAAAUCAACAUAUUGUACGAAAACAUGCAGUCGUGUAAACCGGAUGAUUACUAUAACGAUAUUAUUGCACAACCGCCUUCACGAAAGACUGUGUCCAAUCGAGAGAUUGAAGUUCAGACCGAGGAAGAGCAAGCAUUCCUCAGCCGGCAGCUGCAGCUGUUGCAGCAGGGCCAGACGCCAACGCGCGGAGAGUCACCGAUGCGGUCGCAGAACAGUGCGAGCAAAUCGUCUCCACGGACACCAGGAUCGGCCGGUGCGCAAGGAUCACCGAAAAAGGUCGAUGGCAAGCUCAAUCCCGGCACGCCCAGCGGCGAAGGCGUGCUGGCCAACUUCUUCAACUCACUGCUGCAUAAAAAGUCCGGCUCACCGGCUGCGGCCAGCUUAGCGGGCACCGGCGUGUCACCGCGGGCUACCAACGGGGGCGAUCUGGUCACGGCCAGCGAGAAAAUUUCCAUGCGAACUGACGCUGCCAUGGAGUUGGACCGUUUGGCGCGCAGCGUCAAGAAGGACCUCGACUUUUCAGCACAGACCGAUUGUUAAAUAGGUGGUAGAUCGAGCAGCAAAAGCUAAUAAGAAACAAAACAAGUGGGUGUACGACAAUGAACCUCACAAUGUCACACAUACGCAGAGGCACACUUACACAUUCAAACAUAUUCACCCACAUGGUAACAUGCGCUGAGAUAUAUGGUGAGCCUUUUUUCCAGGGUUGGAGACCUCCCUGAUACCGUUCAGGGUGGGGAAAUUCGUGCACGUCGUGUGAUAAUUUGGCUUGGAUUGGCUUAGAAUUGUACGAAGAAGUUAUAGCAUGCGAGAAAGUGUGAGAAUGCGAUUGGAUUUGGAAACGUUGGUUUGCCUGAAACCGAGCUGGAGUGCGUGUCGAUUUUUCUAUUGUACUCUCGGAUAAGCAAGAGAAAAAUGUGUGUCUGUGGUUGGGGAAAAAUGCUUAUCGAAAACCACUUUUAGUAGUUAGGCAGUGCGAGUAAGUGUAUCGAGAUUAAGUUGAUAGAGAAGUAUAAAUAAAAACCAACUGAGCAAAACACGAAUGAAUAUAUAUAGCUCUUUCUGCUUCUGCCUUCGGUACUCGCCUAUAAGUUACUAAUUUAUUGACCUGUGGCAGACAUUUUCUACUGCAACGUUCCUAAAUUUGUUCAAGAAAUUAUUGAAAAAGUUUAAGAUUGGGUAUUUUCCUAGGUUUUUGUUUCUUUGGAAUAACAGAAAAUCUCAUUGCAUGUUGUAUCCAGUUGAUUUUAACCAUAUGGCACCGAUUUGCGAGAAGCAGAGAGGAACGAAAGUAUCCCUAAGAAAGAAUGCGCAACGCAAGUGAGAGUAAUACAUUACUACUAAUUAAAAUAAAAAAAAACUAACUUAUAUCGAAUUGAUAAUAAUUUGCAGCUUAGAGAUGGUUAAAGAAUUUAAAAUAACUUAACUUAUAGAACAAAAACACAUUUAUCCAUUGAAAUUCCUCAUUAAAGAAAAUCAAAAAAACAAGAACGAUAAUGCGAAUCAAGUUAAUCGAGAUCUUUUUUUUUUCUUUUUUUCGGUCCACUUAUUGUUAUCAUUGCACAGUGCGAAGCAAAAAAAUGAUUUUUUUUUCAUAUUGAGGUAAAGCGAAUAUUUUGAAAUAUUGCAUAGUGUUCUUUUUAUCUGUCGUUGAAAUAUAUUUGCGAAUGGAUUCAUUUUUUUUUUUCAAGCAAGUGUAAUAGACAUUUAAAUACAGUUUUUUUUUGAAAAAGUAUCAGCACUGAUAAACGUUGAAAUAGGCAUUCGGCUUUCACAGGGUUUUUGUAAAAUUAAAACCAUUUCCAUACGAUCAUCCCGUAGUUUUAUCUACAGUAUGCGAGAUCUUACUGAAUUCGUUUGGAUCGUGCGUUUGUUUUUCACUGUGCAUUACCAUAACCUCGGGACAUCUUUUUUGUAAUAAUCCGUUUUAACCUUAGUUUGAAUUUGUAUUUCAGGAACCAGAUCGUACUCAUAUUUGUUUUGUUUAAACCUGUUUUAAAUAAUCAAAACCGUGUUGGUUCUUAGCUUGUGGUAGAAAAAGUUGGGAACAACAAAACGUGCAGUAUUUAUGAAUGUUAUACACCUACCAAUCUAUUAAAAAGUCGUGCAAAAAUUAUCAUUACUGUCCAUUAUUCUUUAUAGCAGCGUGCUUGUCUGCUUGGUUUUGUUGUAUAAAUUUUCAAUUAUCUGAGCGAUGAAGUUUUGUUUAUAUUAUUAGUUUAGACAGAGAGUAAUUUUUAUCGAUUUUUGUUUUAAACAAAAAUCUGAAAGAUUCAACACAACUAAGGCCGAGCGAUCAUAUGGAUCAUUAAUUUAUGCUGAUUUAAUGUAGAGAAGAAAAAACAUAUAUUAUCUGCAAGCUGGGCGAAAAUGUCUAGCUAUUGGGAUAUAAAAUUCGCUAAAGUCAGUCGCCACAACAGCCGCACCAUUAACGAAAACAAUGGUUUUCCCGGUAGGAGCAUAUAUCUGUAGCAAACUGUACUACUAAAUAAAUAUGUAAUGACAUGAUCCCUCUUGAGGAACUAGACGCAGGAAAGGAACCAAUUUGGUCUAACAUUGAGGAUAAAAUCAGACCACUACUGAAAAACAAGUAAAAUGAAUUAUUGCAAAAAGGGAACAGAAA